AUGGAAAGAGGUCGUCGAUGUUGUAGGCUGACCUGUCACGUUGUUGAGGGCCGCUAUACAAAGACACGCAUCGGUGAAUGGGAAAACGGACUGGCACACAGACUGCGAAAGUGCCAGCCAAAUGUUAUGGGCUGCUUUUUGUCGCUUGCAGAGGACAUUGCUCAAAUACUGGAGUGCGCCACGCAGACACCCACACCCCCUCUGCCGGUCGGCUGGAGGACACCGGCUGCCUUCAGCCCUCAUCCCAGUUCGGUGACCCCGCCCCAAGUUCCAGAUCGAACCUACUACGAGCAGAAUCGCCCGAGCGUCUGCGAGCCAACUCAGAAGCAAAGGGCUCCACCUCCCCCAGUUCCACGGAUGUCAAGUUCCUCUGCAGUCCCUCCGCGCUACUCCGCGCAGACAUCGUCGGGCGACGGCGGUUCCGCCAAGUUGUCCGCUUCGUCUCUAAAUCAAGCCCCGUUGAAGCCGCCGAUCCCUCCACCAGUUGGCGGUGGUUCUGCGUCCUCCGACCAACGCCAGUCAACUUCCAAUGGUCCUAUCACUUCCUUCGAUAUCGCGAAACAUCCGGUUUCUUCGCAGUCCGAGAAUCAGUACGACGUUCCACUCGAUUCUGAAUAUACCUCUGAGGCAUCAGGGCCCCCAGGAGACGGAUAUGUGUCCCCGAAUUAUUCGAACGAGGAGCCGUCCAAGGACACGGCGCCACCAGAGGUUCCAAAGACCGGAGAGGAUCCAGAACGCAAUGUCCCGACAGAGGCAAAAGAUACGCAAGCAAACGAGGCCAAGGACGUAGCAGCGGUGGUUCAGGAGGCCAAAGGCCAGAGCAGUACGGAGGCUUCUCGAAAGACGUCUGGCGUAGAUGGGACAGAGGAGGUGAAACCGAUUCUGCGCAAUCCUGGGAAGAAAGAGAAAGGUCGCGAUUCCUCCGGUGACCUACCAGAGUUUUGCAAGGUGAAGGAAAGCCUGGAUCGCAAACGCAUCUCCGUCCCAUCCAUGGGGAACGCACCCGCCGAGAGUGGAAGUGAGCGUUGCAAGUCAUCGACGCCAGCGUCCAACUCCAACGCCAAUGAAAACGCUAAGCCAUUGAGGCAGUGA
This is a messenger RNA of Mesocestoides corti, 1092 nucleotides long. The record is from the annotation of a GenBank genome assembly. Lineage: Eukaryota; Metazoa; Platyhelminthes; Cestoda; Cyclophyllidea; Mesocestoididae.